This is a messenger RNA of Eruca vesicaria subsp. sativa (arugula), 351 nucleotides long. The record is from the annotation of a GenBank genome assembly. Lineage: Eukaryota; Viridiplantae; Streptophyta; Magnoliopsida; Brassicales; Brassicaceae.
AUGGUCUUCGAAUUCAUUCCUCUCAAUCAUAAGGUUUGUAAAAGUCCAGUGAUCAAAAUGGCUAACCUCAACAGUACUAACGGUGACGGCGUUAAGGUUGCUAGGCAUGCAAACGGCUGUUUCGGAAGCUGUAUGUAUGGAUGCGAAGCCAACUCCAUCGCUCUCACCAAGUACUGCCAUCUGCACAUUCUCAAGAAUAGAAAGCUUAAACUCUACAAGGUUCGCCCAGGAUAUGGCAAUGGUGUUUUGCGUAAGACGGAUCCAGAGUUAACCUUGAAGCAUCUACCUGAUGACUCUCUUAUUCAGCUGGUCAAAAACCCUUGGCCUAACGUUGUUGCUGAGUGUUGCUGA